Geodia barretti is the source of this 1693-nucleotide messenger RNA. The record is from the annotation of a GenBank genome assembly. NCBI's taxonomy places the organism in Eukaryota, Metazoa, Porifera, Demospongiae, Tetractinellida, Geodiidae.
CUCACUGGAACCCCCCUCUUCCUCGCUAAAAUCGCCCUCGUCCUCGCUGAGAUCCCUCUCGUCCUCGCUGAAAUCAGUAACACGCUCACUCAGUUCGCCAUCACUCACGCGGUGUUGUCCAGCUGAAGACCCAGAUUCGCUUGGGUUAUCGUCGCCAGAGAGUCUGCCUUCUACGUCUUCCGCGCCUUCCACGUCACCACAACUUUCUCGAUUCUCGCCGAUGCUGUCGGCCGUCGCUUCCACUUCUCGCUGAGGUUCCUGGUCCUCCGCGUCGUCCCCAUCUUCAGCUCCAUGGUCGGUGAAAGCAGUAGUAGGCUCGAUUCGGGGCUUCUUAGUGGACACAGACACAGUAGACCCCGCUAAACGUUGCGCGACUUGCAGCCGUAGUCGACGUUGAGACCGCUUGCUCAGCCGUCUCUCAGACAUAGCCAACGCAGGUGUCCUUUCCGGCGUCCUCCCCUAGCUGCGUGCGAGGACUCAUGUACACCAAGUCCCAGAGUGGAACGGAACGGAAAUAUUUUACUUGCGCAUGCGCGCCCACGUGGAAUGAGCUCAAAUCCUGCGGUGUGCAUGGGGAGACAGAUCGAGAAGCGGGCUGAGUUAGAGGCUAGAGCAGCAUCCUUGGAGAGUGUUGCAGUUUGUCUAUGUAGCCCGGAUCCCGGGGUGACCAGCGGGGGCUGCUCGUAGACAUGGCUAGCAGCCGAAGUAAAUCAAGACGGGAAGACAAGCAGAGGAAACAACUUGUAAAAGAUCUGUACUUUCUAAUCCAAUGGACGGAAGAUGCUGAUGAAGAAUUGUUUGAUGCAGUACCAGCUCGGGACAUUACUGUCCCAAGUGGAAAGGAUGUACUAGACCUCAUUGCAGGCGAUGAAUGUCAAGCAUCUUUUGCCAACACUCUGUACCCCGCUAGGGUAGUCGCUGUUGGUAAGUACACUGAGAUAAAGAAGCAGCAGAAACAGAAAGAGAAAGAGGCAGAAGAAAAUGAACUUGGAAGUGAACAGGGUGGAGUAGAUGCCUCAUCGGGUGAAAGAGAUGCUUUGACAGGGAAUAAGAGGGAGUCAGGGAAUGAGAGGGAAGGAGGGAAUGAAAAGAAGUCGGAGCCAGGAAGUGAGAAAGAGAAGGGGAAUAAAGAGUCCGAGAAAAAGGAGUCAGGGAGUGAGAAGGAGAAGGGGAAUGAGGAAAGGCGUGGGAACGAAAAGAAGACUAAGAAUACAACUGAAGCCAGACAGGGGGAAAAGAGGAUUCAAGGAGGGGGCAAUAGUGAUGGGAAGUUCUCUAACGGUAGGAAAAGGAAAGACACUACUCUGAAAGACACGGGAAGGGAUUCACCACAAAAAAACAGUAGUAAGAAAAAGCUGGUAGGAAUGGACGUCUCUGAGGCUAUUGAUAAAGAUUCCAAGAUGAUGGAGACUCCUAGAACUCCUUGACUCCAUCAAAGAAAUCAAGAACCACCGAAGCAAAGAGUCCACGUAAAAGGUUGAAAACCUACUAUGAUGCAAGCUCUGAGGAAUCGGAUAAGGUAUAUACACUGAUGCACAAUCUAGAAUCAUUUACAUUGCUGGUACUAACUGCUAUUAGGAGGAACAACAUCCACCUGCAAAGAAACAAGUGAGUAAAGUCUAGUGGUUAAUACAAACAAUCUGGGAACUUAAUUUUUGCAGAAAGUCUACCAGUCGAUAUCUGGAUCAGAGGU